AUGGCGGGCCAUUUUUACCUCGGUGUGAUCGUUGCAGCCGUUUUCACGGCAGCUGCCGUCAAUGCAGAAAUCAAAGUAGUCUGCGAGAAAGACGCUGUUAAAAUCACAUGGAGGAUCCACCCGGAUUAUGUGCCGUACGCAGCUCGCUUCUUCCUGGGAAACUGCAUGGCCUCUCAGCUCAAGGUGCUGCCCAGUGGAGAGGGGGAGGCCCACUUCAACGCCGACUUCACACAGUGCAAGUUCAGGAAACUGAUGAAGGGAAAAUACUUGCUCUAUACGAACGAGCUGACUUUUAGACCUGAAGCGAAAUCUAAACCUCCGGCUUUUACGUAUCCUGUUGAAUGCGCUUUCUUAAGACCUGAGGGAUGGGUUCCCCCAUUUCUGAACCCUGGAUCGGGAGUUUCUGAGGGUCACGGUGGGCUGGUCUUCCACAUGGCGCUUCUCAACGAGCUGCUAACGGGGAUAGCAAAGACCAACAUCAUCCCCCUGGGCUCAUUCAUGCCAAUCUGGGCAGCAGUGGAACAGAAAUCCCAUCAGCCACUGAUGCUGCUCAUGGAGGAGUGUGUGGCAGCCACCUCGCCAGAACUGAAGCCCGGCAAACAGCUUUACCCCAUCGUUGGCAAUCAGGGGUGUCUCUUUGAAAGCGUCAAUGGAAACUCGGUGUUCCUUCCUCGAUACCACUCUUCAGCGCUAAUCCUCUACUUGCAGUCCUUCAAGUUUGGUCUUGGAAAGGAGGUGUACAUCCACUGUAAGCUGGUAGCUUGGGAUCCCGAGGUGCUUAAUGAAAAUAAGAAGACCUGCCAUUACGUGAAGGAAGAGGACAGCUGGCAGCUUCUUGAUGACCCGUUGCAGAGCUCCCUCUGCAGCUGCUGCUCUUCAAGCUGCAGGACUCGCUCCAAAAGAGGCGUUGAAUGGGAUUCUCACAGCCUGAGUCAAACAACUGUGUUGGGACCUAUCAUCAUUGUGGACCCAUCUGAUCCGAGGGCCAACAACGCAUCAGUGGAGGCUGCCGACAUGUCGGAGGUGAAUUGGGAAAAACUCAACUGA
Salarias fasciatus (jewelled blenny) is the source of this 1047-nucleotide messenger RNA. RefSeq names its product zona pellucida glycoprotein 3f, tandem duplicate 2 (gene zp3f.2). The transcript is spliced from 10 exons. Gene Ontology annotation, biological process: egg coat formation; positive regulation of acrosome reaction; binding of sperm to zona pellucida. The record is from RefSeq and is a predicted model, not a curated record. Gene Ontology annotation, cellular component: extracellular matrix. Bases 1 to 1047 code for a protein of 348 amino acids. Gene Ontology annotation, molecular function: acrosin binding. Lineage: Eukaryota; Metazoa; Chordata; Actinopteri; Blenniiformes; Blenniidae.